GGAGCAGUGUGUUUCCUGCCUUGUUGGCAUGUAGGCCUCCUGUCAUGGAGACAGACGGAGAGAAGUUGAGAGUUUGUGAUUGGGGCGAGGCUCAUUUUGUUCGGUUCCCGUUCAGUGAUCCGACUCUCGGAUUCCCCGUAGCGAUCCGUCGGAGCGCUGCAAGUUAAUGUGGCGCUUUUUCAAGCGUUUCUUUUCGGCUCCAUGUUGAAGUUUUUUUUGUUUUUUUUUCCUGCCUCCACAGCAUAGCCUCUCACCGCCGCACACUCACACACACACACACACACACACACACACAGAGUACACACACAGACACACGCGUUGUCCUCGCCUGAUUUGCACUAGCGCGGGUCAUUCCAGGUUAAACCCUGGCGCUGUGUCCCGUUCAGUUUAGCCGUCGGAGAUCAACACUGGUUCCAGCUGAGGAGGAAUGCACAGACACCGGGACUUGAAAUAAUCUUCGGACUCCAGCUUCGUCUUGCAUAUGCGGUGUUUGUCUUGGGGAGCUGAGCGGCUCCUCAGCGCUGCCUGGAGUCAGACUUCACUACUUCCACCGCUUGGUAUGUACCCAGAUGUCUGAGGAGGCUCUGAGGAUGACGUCUUGGCCCUGAACCCCACCAGUAUGUCAGAGCCAGCAGAAAAUUGCUCCCCCCCCUGGAAAGAUGAGGCCAUUCAAAAUGGGGUAGGAUAUGAGCCAAGGACGAACCAAUUACAUCUUGAAGCAGGUAUGGGCAGAUCCAGGAUUUAAUUUUUUCCCUUUCUUUAAAAUGGCGAGAUAUUGCACCAGCCUUGGCAGAGGUGUGUGAAAGUCCCCUUCUAGUUUAUGCUGUUUCUAUCUUUAGUUUUUUUUUUUCAAUAUAUGGUGUGUGUUCAACCUAGUGCCAUUCUAGUUAUGUCUAGCAUUUACUUCCGGCAUCCUUCUCUGACCUUAAUUUGAACUUUUCUGGUUUUGUCUGCGUGUUGUGGUGUGUAAGUUUAAUUGAGGUUCAGUUCUAUCCGUCUCAGGAGAGAUCUCAUUAAAUAAUGUUUAGCCCCAAGAAAUAGCUGUGUGAUGAUUCAUUCCUCUCUCAGCAGUAGUUAAUUUACAGACUUCCUAUUGGGGUCAGUGAAGGGAACAAAAGCAAUUCUGAUGGACUGUUUGUGACAAUGACUAGAAGUUUAUGUCUAUGGCUAUCAAAACACUUUUUAAUACAUGAGCAAGACUUAUAGGGCACGCCGCACGCAUUUUAAAUAUAUAUUCUUUGCCUCAAACUAAAGAUUUGUAUAUUUCCUUGGAUGAUAAAAGAUGGGGCGCGGGGGCUUUUCACACACCAACCACUCAGCUCUGGUCUGAUUCACACACUUUAAAACGAUAUUUUAACAUUUUCUGCAAGCAGAAGAGCGACCAAAUGUGAAAUAAGCGUGUUGUCAACUUUGACAGGAGAUCCGAGGCAGGACAUAGGGAACUCAAAGUAAGAUGAACCUCAAACAAAAUAAAAACUAGGUUAAGUGGCUAAAGCAGAGACAGAAACAUAAAAUCCAGGAUCUGAAUAUGCAUAUAAGUAUGAAUAGUCAAAAAGGAUGAAUAAGGGGGCUGUCAUGAAUUGACCAUUUCAGGAGUCACUAGAGUUUACAGAAUAAACAUACAGUACAAUUGAGUAACAUCAUUUUAGUGGUUAGCUGGGAGGUGUUUUUCAUGAUGCUGCUGUGAGAGUGUUUCAUUUUGACUUGUUUAACCACCUGAUUCGAUCUUCCGUGAUGUUUAAUCCCAAAUCCAUCAGACACGCAAACUUGAUCACGGAUUUCUUCGGUCCUCUGUCUUUCUUCUGCGGCAUAACUCAUUCCAUGCUCCCUGUACUGAUUCCUUAUAUGCUCACAUUUAAAGCCCAUUAGUAAGAAAGCAUAUUUUGGUUGCAUUUCCUUUUUAAUGUUUAAUGUCAAUAAGGCAAAGGUUUUCAGACAAGGACCUUUUAAGUUUAGUGCUGUGCAGUCAAGGGCCUGGAGCUGCACUUGAACCUUGCCUCACUUAACUAUAACUGCCUAAAUCCCACUUGGCGGGUCAGGCAGUCCUUGUGUCUGAUGCACGAAUAUUUCACAGUAUGGAUUGCUCAGCAUACAGAUCAUGAUGCUGACUAGGAGGCAAGAGAUCAUUUACUGCACACUGUACAUACAAUGAUUUGAAUCACAAUUUUGGGUUGUGGGUAAUGUGAACAAAAAAACUGCAGUAUAUCUCAAAUAGAUUACUUCCUUCCAAAGUUCAGGAUAAUCCUCUCCAACUCUAACCUUUACCAAUUGGAGCCUUCUGCUGUUGCCCUUGAGCUUACCAUGCACUUUAAGGGGAAAGGUUCCGACUAAUGUGCCCUCCUCAGGUAACCCAGUGUAGCCGGGGACAUCUGACUCAGGGCAUCAUGUCAGUUAAGGGAAACGAGAUCCCUCACAUCCAGAAAUUGUUCAUGACCGGCUUUGAACCCCAAGUCCUAAAGUAAUCAAUCAGGGAGGGAAUAUAUCUGUGCAGAAGCCAACUGCAGGGCCACUGUGCUGAGGUGCCAUCGAUAGAGAAACUAUGUUCCUGUUUGCAUGGGCACAAAAUAGGAAGGUUUAUCUCGGCCGAUUGCCAGGACUGCCUGGAGGUAGCUGUUGGACCGUAUAUAUGUGGUUAUUUACUCAGCAUGAUUUCACACAGGAAAUGUGGAAUAUUCUUCUGGAAAUACUUUUCCAAUUUUUUUUAUUAGAUCAGGUAAGAAAAAAAAAACAUCUGAGAAAUCCCAAAAAAUUAAGGUAAGUAAAGAAAGACAAUUUUAAAUGUUUAAAUUAAAUAAUUGUUUUAGUACAUGGAAUAGCAUAUAUAUAAUAGACUAUAAAAUUAGCUCAAUACUAACUCAUUAUGAUCAAGCCUAUUUAUAUAAUGAAUGUGUACUUACUGUAGCUUUUUAAAUCAUGAAUAACCUGCUCAAUACGGAAAUGCUUGAUAGGUGUAUACAUGUAUAUCAACACCUUUUACAUGAUCUUUUACAUUGUCUCUAAAUUAGCAUGUUCUAAAUCAAAAUCUUUUUGUACCGUACAUGCUUAUUAGCAAAACCAUUCGUUUUUUAGCUGACUUUGCAAAAAAUUCUAAACGUAUUCAAUGUUUUCAUUUUCAUCAAGUCACAAUAAAAUAAAUAGAAAUAGAAUUGUCUUGAUUGUUACGACCAGCAGACUAAUGAUACAUCGCACAAAAGCUCCCGAGGCGAACCUGCAGGUGUUAACUCUGUCCAGUCAGACAACAGAUUGCUUCAGCAUUGAGAUUCGUUACACUCUGUCUGUCUGACGCUUAACAGUUUGUUCACAGUUGUUUAAGAAACUCCAAACAAGAUUAGUCCAAGUAAAGGACGUCACCUCAAAAAAAAGUUAAACUGGUAUCAAGGCCUCUUUACAAGCAGAUUUGCCUCAUCGGGCCAGCCUCUUACCAGCUGCUGCAUGUUGAUCACAUCUACUUGUCACACACUCACACUCAUGAAUAGAUGGAGUCAGUAAUCCCUUGUUAAGCCUUUUUAACAGUUCAUCCAGACAGAUAGUAUACAUUGAUCAUUUAUGAAUUCUUAGGUUUGUACAGUUUUAAAAUAAGAGGACUAAGAAUUAUUUUUGACUUUUUUUAUUAGUGAGAUUUAAAUGUCUGUCGGAUGCUGUGAUUUCAGAUUCAGAUUCUGUGAGUUUGCGCUUGACUAGAAAAAACGGUUUUCACCAAGAUCUUGAUGUUUAUAAUUGAGUCAUUAUUAUGAGUUUAAAAGAAAAACAGUUUAAACAAGUGAAAAGAUUCAUUGCAUCACUCAUGCAUAAAAGGAUCUUAUACAUUCACGCCCCUCGCCUAACAAGUUAACACGACGCUGUUACACCCCAUCAGUGUCAGGAAGAUCCUUCCGUUUCAAACCUGGUGUCUGCGACCACAUUGUCCCGCUGUGCAUCAAAUGUAGUGUUUUUACCAUAAACGGCAGUAAUCGGUUUGCCAGAGCUGAAGAGCAGAGUGACGCAGAUGGAAUCAGCUACAACAACAAGGAUUGUGUCUGAGACUACGGCAAAAAUUAAAAGAAGCGUCAAAGAGAAGGGUCAAAGAAAUGUUCCAGAUAAAAACAGAAACUCAGCAUUCAGAGGAAGAAUUACAAUCUAAAAAGUAUCAGCAUGCACCAACAAUGUUUGUUAUAAAUCACUGUCCUUCUUUAUGGAGUGAUUAAUUAUUUUUGAAUUCCUCAUAGUUCAAUAUUUGUGCUUAAGAAUGAGCAAGCACCCAAAACAUCAAAUGAAACAGAUGAAAUAGAAUAACGCUAUUAAUGAAAUACUUUAUGAAAUUCUGGUAAAUAAAUAACAAAUCCGACUCACUGUCUUUCCUGGAGCAAAAUACGAUGCAGGGAUGACCUCAGUAAACACAAACAAGCCGUGAGGAGACUGACGAUCAAGGUUUAUCUUACAUCGAGAUUCUUUGUGUUGGUGAACGGCUCACCUGCCUCAACAUGAAAUGUGUGAUUCAGUUAUACGAUAUGUCUCCAUUAAUAUUUAGCUGUAAAUAUAAUGACUUGAUCUGCUUUUUAUGUGAGGAUAUUCAAUCUUUGCAAUGGUUGUUACAGACAUGUCUGGGUGUAUAAUAAUAUGAACAACAUAUCCUGAUAUAGGUCAUUUCAUAUGCAAUGCACACCCCAGUGUAGAAUAUUUUCUGUAAUUUCAAUGAAUUAUAAACUAAUAUAUAAAAUAUAAAGGUAUAUCAACAGUUAAAUUAUAGACUUGUAUUUAUUAUAUAGACAAAUGAAAGGUACCUACUCAGUUUUGACAAUAUUUUGUAUUUUAUUUGGGACCUUUGUGCAAACUUUUGAUUUAUUGUGUAACAAAAUGUUAAAUAUUAAUAUAAAGUGUGCAAAUAGGAAUAUGGAAAAAAGUGAAUAUGGUUAAAAAUAUCAAAACAUAAAUUAAUCUAACAGCAGAAUAAGGGCUUAUUCAGACACGAGCGCCUCAUUUUGUCUUGGAGGGCUGGACUAUUUCUCCUGCUCAGAGUUACCACAUUGUCAAAUUAAUUCUUCUCCGUGUUUGUUGGUCUUGCUUCCGUGCAAUUUUCUUGCCAGCAUGAAUAAACAAUACAUUAUAUAUUUAUAUAAUUUCUAAUCAUCACACAAUAUGUAUUGUCAUAUCGCUCAGAAUCUACAUGGAAGUAUUUUACAUGAAAACAGCUGUUUACCCAAAUUUAACAUUUAAAAUAAAUUAAGCCGUUCAGUAUAUUAUUGUGAAAAUAGCUAGUGUACUUGUUAGUACAAACCUAGGUAUGAGCUUCUUGCUAUAGAAAAUAUUCACAAUACACAAUACUUGGUAUUUACACGUCUGAACAGGCCUGAAUGAUAUAAAUAAAUAAUAACAACAAUACUAGCAGUUAUUUUAACAGUACUCAGCAAAGCUUUUGCUAGCAUGUGAAAAGCUGAGUACUCAGGAUUAGGCAAGAUCAUUUUUAAAUGUAUCAUAUAUAUUAUAUGUACUGUAAAAAAAAUCGGGGAUUUCAGGAAUAAUGUCCUGAUUUUUAUGAGAAUAAAGACAUAAAAUUAUUAGAAUAUUCAUAAUUGAGACAAAAGUCCUGAGCAGGUGAGUUCCGCUCCUUCUGCAUCCAAAACCUUGAACUGUCUAAUUCUUACAAAACCCCUUUGACCAGCACACGGAUCGAACCAACAUUUCCUCCACCACAGAAGAGGCAACUUCCUCCAAGUCAUUUCUUUCUCUAAAAGACUAAUUUUCUCUCACAAUCUGAAACUAAUGUGGAUGCAAUAAUUUUGUGCUGAUUGUAUAGUAUGUUGUUAUUUGUGAGAAUUGUUCUUAAGUAGAACUUAACACUCAACACAAUAAUUGCUCCAUUGUACUGCAGAUGAUUCUGUUUUUCUGAUAUUCCCCUUCUAACAUAGCAUGAAGCCUAAAAUGAUCUAUCGUUGGUAUUUAUAAAGCAUUGUUCUAAGUUAUCAUUAAUUUCAACCAAAUUCUUGUACAAUUAUGACUUAAUCUCGUAAUAUUUCGACUAUAUUCUUGAUAGUUCAUAUAUUUGUUUUCCUUUUAAGUGGCCCUGAUACCUAAUGUGUAUAUAUGUAUAUAUAGUUUUUUUAGCUUUACAUAGUGGCAGAUGUAUGUCUUCAAAAACACAUUCAUGACUUAGUUUUAAAUGAAUUGGGAAACCAUGGACUUCUAGGGUUAUAAUUGACUAUCCAACAAUGCUUCACGAGUCAGUAGCCCUUUUGUUUGAUUUUGUUCCGUAUUUUUUAGAUCUUUGCAGAAACUCUGCGUGCUUCAUGGUACACGAAUGUAUCUCUGUCAUGCAGAUCCCACAUCUAAUGAGAUUAAAAAGUCAGAAUUGUCACUUCAACGUGUCGGAUGACACGUUUAAGUCGCUUUAAGUGUCAUAAUAUAUCAGGACACGUAAUCUGUUUUUCUGGCUUGUGGUCUCUAGGUUUCCACCUGUAUUACAGGAUUAUCACAACCUGUGUUGAAUAUGACCUUAACAGGCAGUAAAUGAUACUGGAUAAAUAUGGCAAAUAAUAUUGAUUUUGCACAGCUAAGGUCAAAUAUAUAUCGUCUCCAACCAUAGAAAAUGUUUUUUUCAAACGUGAUCUAUAUUUUAUUAUUCACAAAGCUCAGAAUUGUCAACAAAAUAGGAAAAAGCAGAAAAGAAUAAUACCAGGUUAAGGUGAAAUUAAAAGGUAUAAUUAAUUUACAUAGUGACACAUGUAAAGUAUAAAAGUAAUGUUAUUUAUUGUAAAAAAAAAAGCUCUCUUGUUAGUUCAAGUAUUCAAACUAUGUAAUUUCACUUAUACUCUGUUCAUAUUUUCAAGCUUUUGGGGGAACCUAACAACGAAUUUUAUUCAAAUUCAAAAACAAUAUGGAAGACUAAUUUAGGAUGUGAUAAGUGAAUAGGGUUGCUUUGACACCUCUAAGGCUAAAACUAAGAAGAAGCUUUAACUCUAAUGCGGCGGGGGGUCUCCAACAUCCCCAAUUGUCAAACUGUAUGGAGUGAGAUGAGGAACUCCAAUGUAUUUGUAAAUCAUCUUGAACAAAACUUAAAAAUGUGUCAACUUUUGCAGUCAAAUGUACAUCAGAGGCCUGAUUAUCUGUAUUUCUCUAUAAUCCUGUAUACACCAAGAGUAUUGAUCGUGCGCUGCAAGAGUGCAGACUGACUGCGAUUCAGGGAGUUCAGAUCAGUGCAAGCAGCAGGGAUCUAAAGCCAAAACUGCACGCGUCUUUACUCAGACUUUACCAUGUGUUCGUGCAUUCACAUGUCUCCAUGUUGGUAACCCACCUUCUUGUGGUAUGUGUUGUAGUACUUAGUCUGGCAGUUUGGUAAGAAGAUAAAAGACAUCUGCGUGAUCAGAUCUUAACUUAAAAACUGUAAACAAACAAGAAUCGAAGCGACAGACGAAUAAAAACAGAUCUUAUUCUGGAUGUUUUUCUUGAAUAGCCGGCAGGUAUAUGUAAUAGUUUUACUGAAAGUAAAUAAUUAAUUAUGUUUAGGUAGUCCUCUAUGUUAUUUUAAUUUUUUUGAGCUUCUGUGAUCAAUUUGGAGCUCCCUCCUUGUGUCUCAGAAUAGAAAAACUAAAUAAUGCCACAAAAGCCGCUACUCUCGACGGGAAGUAAAUUGAGUUCAACAGAUAUUGAGUGUCUGUAUUCUAGGUGCAAAGUAAAAAGGCGUGUUUUUAUUUACUCUUUAUUAAGAAUCUUAGUAUAUAAUAGCAUAGUUAAUAUCAUGGUUGGUCAUUCAAAUGAAACUGUAAUGGUCUAGCUUUGAAUUAAUCUUUACGAAAACAGGUAAUAUGAAAUGAAAUGUGGAAAGUAUGCUAGAUAGGGCUUUACAUAAAAUGUAAGGAUUUGUCUCUUAAUUCUAACAGAACACUAUAUAUUCAAAAUAUCAGAGAAAGUACUUGUAUGAAUAAAAAGUAAAAGUAAACAGCACAUUUUCACAAAGAAGAUAAAUUAGAUUGUUGUUGUUGCAAUGAAUUCUGCAUUAAUAGUCAUCAUUUUAAAUCAACAACCUGUCAACGAAGAUGUUCCUUUUGGAUUCUUAAAGGUUGUGCGUCAUUAUGUGUGUUUGUUUGUUUGUGUUUACAUCGGCAGCAGCAGUAGCAUUCCUAGGAAGCACUUGGUAGAACAACGUGUAAUAGUGAACUAUAAAGAACAGUAAAAUUAUUAAAGAAGUCAUAAUGAAUCGAAACAGAUAGACAUCAUCGCCAUAAGGCUUAUCCCAUCUUUAUAGAACAGGAGGCCUAAUCAAUAUGGCUGAGUCGGUGUAUUAUCUAAAACAGAUCACGCAAUGUCUCAAUCAAUGCAUUGCGCAUGUGUCUUAUAUUUUGGGGAAACAAAAUAUAGAUUUCUUUGCGAAUUACAACCUGUCUUAUUUUAGGCUGAAAAGUGUCAUUACCACGCAAAUUAUGAAAUAUAUUUUUAUAAGAAAUAAUGUGAUAUAAAGUUAAUCAAUCUUAAAAAAAUACAUUUUUAGAAAAAUAUUUGAUAAAACCAUUGUUGUUGUUAAUGCUUUUAAAAUUUAAUUCUGAGUUGUACAUUUUGAUGUUCAUGAAAUACAUAUAAUGGUAUGCAUCAUACAAACGAUUGUAAAAAUUGUUUUAUUUUGUUCAUUUGAUUUGUCCAGUAAUCUAAUCUAAAGUUAUUUUGGUUAUUGUUCCUUUAGAAGGUCUUACCUCAUCUCAGGAAUUCGUAUAUUUAAAAUGAAGUCAAGUUUUCCGUCCUUCCCCGCUUGCUGUCUGUGCCUUAGCUUUGCCGUGUCGUAUAGAGCUUAAAUACAUAUUACAGUCUUAACUGUAAGAAGUAAGGGUUAUGUGUGUAUGUCAAACUCCUUGAAAUCUUCUUAGUGUCAUAACGUUCACUAAAUAGUGAUCUAAGCAAGCUUGUUUACGGAUUCUGUGUGAAAUACCGACAGGAUAAGCACAGGGCUUUAUACACAAAGGUUAGGGGGUUAAGUAAGAUACCAGGGGUGCUAGAACUAAGGAUUUUUAGAUGAUAUAAAGUGCCAUUACUUAUUUUUCAUCUCUUUAUCAAGUGUUUUUUGGAACUUUGCUGUCCAAGGAGUUGUUCUUCCACUUGAGGGCAUGUUAUUAACAACACGCGAGGUCUUAAUCUGUGACAUCACCAGUGUCUGUGGCACAUCUAGGAUUUGUGGAGCAGAAGAUUAGAGCUCCACGUCGUCAUAAACCUCUGCUCCUCAAUUCAGCCGGAUGGUGGCAGGUGGGACAGUUGCUAGGUGUCGUCCGUGGUCUUUGGAUUUCGUGGACAAAUGCUAGUGCGUCUACGUAGAGUAAAGUUCUUCGCGAUUAUUUUUUUUUUACCGUAAGCUUCAAACUGUCACUCAGGUGGCUUGAUGCUCUACAUCUGACUCUGUCUCCUUUUUUGUGAGAAAGACUUUACCCAGAACUUUUUAUGCUGCUCUUCUGUGGCUCUCCAUGAUGAACUACUGCAUACCAGACAUGUAUGAGAUGCCUCAUGUUGGCAUGGGAGGCUACACGAUGCAGGGCAGUGGGGAACACUGCAUGUACUCAGGUGAGGGGCCCGGGUAUGGCCACUUUGAGCCCCAGCCCCUGCACCAUCCGCCCUGCAUGGAGCAGACUUGGCCCAGCCAGCACUACUCUUGCUCUUACACUGGUGGCUCGCCUGUUUUUAAGAACGAGUAUUGCAGCAUGGAGAUCCCUCUUAGUCACUGCCACCAUCAGCCUGAGUACUUUCCUGAGAUCAAACCCGACUUCUCGCACCUACAGUGGAUGCAGGGUGCUCACAGAAAAGGGUACAUACCAAGUUACCUGGACAAGGAUGAGCUAUGUGUAGUGUGCGGGGACAAAGCCACAGGCUACCACUAUCGCUGCAUUACCUGUGAAGGUUGCAAGGGUUUCUUCAGGCGGACGAUCCAGAAGAAUCUCAACCCGACCUAUGCCUGCAAGUAUGAGGGGAAAUGUGUCAUCGACAAAGUGACCAGGAAUCAGUGCCAGGAAUGUCGCUUCAAGAAGUGCAUUGUGGUGGGAAUGGCGACCGACUUGGUGUUGAACGACAGCAAGCGGUUGGCCAAGCGCAAGCUAAUCGAGGAGAACCGGGAGCGCCGUCGGAAGGAGGAGCUGCAGAAGACGGUGUGGGACCGACUGGAGCCCACCCAGGAGGAGUGGGACGUCAUCCGUAUGGUGACUGACGCCCAUAUGUCCACGAAUGCCCAGGGCAACCACUGGAAGCAGAAGCGGAAAUUCCUGAGUGCAGCGGGGGUGAAGGAAGAUAAGCCUGAGGAAAUUGGUCAAGCGUCCAUGGCAAAUACACCUGAAGGAAACAAAGUGGAUAUAGAAGCCUUCAGUCAGUUUACAAAAAUUAUCACCCCUGCCAUAACCCGAGUGGUGGACUUUGCCAAAAAACUGCCUAUGUUUUGUGAGCUGCCUUGUGAAGACCAGAUCAUCCUGUUGAAAGGCUGUUGCAUGGAGAUCAUGUCGCUGCGAGCGGCAGUUCGCUAUGAUCCUGAGAGCGAGACUCUCACGCUGAACGGGGAGAUGGCGGUCACACGGGGUCAGCUUAAGAACGGAGGCCUGGGCGUGGUCUCAGACGCCAUCUUCGACCUCGGCGUGUCGCUGUCCUCCUUUAACUUGGACGACUCUGAGGUUGCUCUUCUUCAGGCGGUCAUCCUGCUUUCAUCCGAUCGGCCAGGCCUGAGUAGUGUGGAGCGGAUCGAGCGCUGCCAAGAGGAGUUCCUGCUGGCCUUUGAACAUUACAUCAACUACCGCAAACACAAAUUGGCACAUUUCUGGCCCAAGCUGCUAAUGAAGGUGACGGACCUGCGGAUGAUCGGCGCCUGCCACGCCAGCCGAUUCCUCCACAUGAAAGUGGAGUGUCCCACCGAGCUAUUCCCUCCUCUCUUCCUGGAGGUCUUCGAGGACUGACCAAUGGAUUAGCGUGUAUGUAUGUGCGUGUGUGUGUGUGUGUGUGUGUUGGUGUGUGUGUGUGUGUGUGUGUGUGUGUGUGUGUGUGUGUGUGUGUGUGUGUGUGUGUGUGUGUGUGUGUGUGUGUGCGUGUGUGCGCGCAUCCGUCAGCGUCUGGGCACCCUGGUGGUCUCAGUGGUGUAACCAGCCGAAUGGCCGUCACAUUGAACUUUCUAUUAGCACUACUGAGUGUCACUUCAUUCCAUACGUUAGGAUUAGCUCUCUGGUCUAGUUUUGGAUGGAACCAUUCCUUACAGUGCGGGUACAUUUUUUGUUCUGUUGUUGUUAUUAUUGUGGAUAUAACUUCUCACCUCGGAUAUGUGUUGAUGAUUGUACAGUUGGCAUAAUGGUGAUUUUAUCAACGCUUGUUUAUUCAUUAGAAACCAUGCAAAUGUUGUAUUUUCCUUCCUUUAUGUUGAAAAUUUCAAAAUGGCUGCUCACCUGACACAAAAACUAGGACGUAAUCAGCUAUUUGUUAGUCUUCCCCCCCGCCUGCCUGCUCGACUUUAUUGGACCCCUUUGUUGGUUGAUAUUUUAACCGUCAUGUACCGUCACCUACUCGCUAUCAAACUAUGACACGUUAACGGCAACACUCACUCACUGUAAUGGACAGCAGCUCCACGGGCCUGGGGUCCUCUGUGCGUCGCCACCUGUCACAAUGUUACCACCGUCAUGCAGCGUUCAGAGGCGUCGGGAAAAUCUGAAUAUACAGAACAGCAGCUGUAGACGAAAGUCCGAGUCAGAAACUUGUCAGAGCUUUUCUGGGACGCUUUUAUUAACAACAUUGGCUUCUGCACUACGACAGCAUGUUCGGUUCAAAGGACAAGAGUGUUAUCUGUGAGGCUCAUGUUUUUCGGAGCUCCUUAAAACCUUAUCUUAACAUCCUGGAAAUUGUAUAAACCACAUGAUUUAAUGAAUAAUCAAGAAAAUAAACACAGUUGGUAAUAGUGGGUAGCAACUGCAUCAUAAGCCAGCACUCGUAAAGACGGAAAUACAGCAGGGCACUGGUUUCUCUUAUUCCGUGGCUCAAAUUUUCUGUCCUCUCUGUGUUUGAGUGAAGAAAGUCUUGUGUCCGUGUCUGUUGCCUUUACUUUUACAACGUGGACCACGAAACACACUUACUCUCGAUCCCGACUUCCGACUUUGAGAGGAAUGCAGCGGUAGCAUUACAAAUGAGCCUGGUCACUGUCGCCACAAACUGGUCAGGACUAACUAAAGCACACAAUGACGCCGAUGUCAUGAGAAGACAAUCAUGUUGUAUUCGUUUUUUUGUGUGUAACAAUGCCACAUGCUGUGCCAAAACCAAGUGAAUGAUGCCCUCCUUAUUGAAUCCCUGCUAGGGCUCUCAUUGAGACUCUGGCACUUGACUUAGUUAGUGCGUGUCGCUCGCAGACUCGUUCCACCGACACAUUAGCAGCUUUUAAGUGUUUUACCGCGGCUACCUAGUCACACGUACAACUUUAACCGCUUUUCUUUUGUUUUCUUUUGUUAUAGUACGACUCCCCGCAGACGGGAGGCCGUAUGUUAAAACAGUGACGUCAUGGUGCUAUGGUGGGUUGGGGAAAUGGCUGAUUGAACUGUAUCGUUAUCUACGUGCAGAGACAAACAUUAUCUGUUCACGUACCAGCCGACCACCCUCUAAUGAUGGCAUGCAUAGACACUAACACUCAAACACGCACACAUACUUACAGUAUACCUUUCACACACAUGCACAUACAUGUACAGUAUAUGCACACAUGCAUGUGCCUACAUUCACACAUAGGUCAGACCCCACCACUGUGACCAAACAGUGGGACUCGGAGGCCAAGUGAAAGUUGGCUGGCCCGAUACCUGAUUCAUCAUCAGCAAGGUACACUGAGGGAGCCGCUGAGAUUGUGAAAACGUAGCGCUUUAUCUGUUUUUUGUUUUUUUUAGCCGAUAUGUUCUCUUCUUUUUUUUUGUCGUUGUUUUGAAAGCUUCUCAAUGGUCUUGUUGUUUGCAAUGUGACAAAAAAUACAUUUGCUUUGUAUAUCUCGCUUUUUCAAGCUUCACACUACUCCUCAAAGCCGCAUGUGUUUAUUUUAUGUUUUUCUCUUUUCUGUGAAGUGAUGCCUUUUUAUCAAAGCAAUAGACUUGCUGCAGUGUUUGAAUGACCCGGACCUCACACACACACCUCACAAACUGUACAGACUCAAUACAAAUGCACAGACAAUCAGAGGGAGAGAGACGAAUGGGGGAACAGGCACCCAGACUCAGGCGGUCGGUCCGGUCGGGCCGGGCCAUGCUGAGCCACGGUCAUUUGGAAAAGUGACAUUGACUAUGUUUGCAUGCACCCCUCACCUCCACUGUGCUGUUGAACUCAUGUGAUACACUGAGCCUGCCAGUAAAAAAAAAAAAAAAACGAAAACAUUUGGUCAGUCAUUACAAGCAGGAGCGACUUACUCAACCAUAACAGACUGAUUUAUAGAAUUGGAUCAGUCCUAUAUUUUGUUAUUAGAUUGGUAUUCUGGCCUUUAACCACCAAACAAUCCCAGGAGCUAAACUCAGGAAGGAUUUUACGACCUAAAAGUCUUAUUAGUACACUUGUUGUAUUUCAACUGCAUCUGAAGAGCCGUACAAAUCUGAAUUCAACAUUAGCAAAUUAGACCUAAAAAUGGAUUAAAAUAAACAAUUGUUUGAUACUUUUUUAUGUAAUGAGAAAACUAAACUCAUCCAGUUGUCUUUUGUAAUUGACGAUUUCAUCACUGUUUACAGCUCUACAUUAGUCAUCAACCACACUGCUCUCUCGCUCUUACCUCUUUUUUGAAACUUUUUAGACUUUAACACUAGUCUCAGGAAUUGGGCUGCAUAGCUUUCUUUAAACAUCGACAAAAUCCCAUGCUCAGCCCCAGUAUGCUGGCACCAGCUGUAGCUUGCUUGCUUGCAGUCUGGUUGACAGUUGUACACACACACACACACACGUGCUGUAGCAGUUUGUAUGAUUGUGUUUGACCUGUCACUGACAUACAGUACUGUUAGCACCACAUACUACCUCAGCAGUGGGGGCCUUUUUGGAGGAUGCACACUGAGGCCUGGGAACCUAAACUGGAACUAGGUUCCUUAGGUCAAACAUUUUCCUGAGCGACUGUAAAUGUUUCUGGAUCCCCUCACAGGUAAAAGGCCACAAUGAGAGCUAAGACUAUUGCACAAAAUAAAAAAAGUGAGUAAUUUUAAAGCUGCAUUAAUUGAUUUUCUUAUUACCCACUAGGGGCAGAAUUCGACCAAAAACCAAAAAAUUAUUAUUCUAGGGCAUUCAUGUCCACCAGAGGUAAUGUGAGUCCAAUUUUUGUCUUGUUGUCAUUGUUUGAUUUCCACCGUUCCCCGGGGGAAACUUCCGACCUUUCAGAUAUCAGAAACAUCCUGAGUUAAUAAGAGCAGUGAGCUAUAAAACACUAAAUAUAGGCCUAUGUUGAGGUGUAGAGUUUGGUAACAGUUCUCUGUGGUCCUUUUCACAACAAAUGUUAAAAUAUUAUUGGUGGUGAGUUAGCUGCAGCAUUUCACACUUUUUCAUUGGAGCUCAUUAACUUAGCACCGCCCUCGGCUGUUUAACCUUCUGCUCACCAGCAUAUAUUCAGCACAAUUUCUUUGAGUGAGCCAUCUUUUCUUAACAUUUAGUCUGAAUCAAGGUUUAUGGAUCCCUUUCAUUCAGUGGACUUGUACAGACAAGACGAUUACUGUAACCAGGCUCUCUCCCUGCCUGCUUAUGGGUAGGGAGUAUAGUAUAGUAUAUAUAUAUAGAGUCAAAAAUUGAGAUACACGUACAUACUUUAAAGAUUAGACUGCUUUGUGGAUCUGAAGAACUUAAAUAUCCAGUCUAGAAUUUAACCUUGAAUUUGAUCGUAAAGUUAUCAUUAAGUUUUAGAGAUGAACUUUUUAGUUAGUAUGCCAUGUGUGUUCCAAAGUCACAACAUUUCAACUUAUUUCUCAUUAAAAUCUAAUUUUAGAAGUUUUAUUUAAUAUAAAACUAUAUGAAAGAAAUGGAUGGUUGGUUUCAGACACCAGAACCUCAGAUUAAAAUGAUUUAAAGUAACCUCAAAGUUGUAUUAACAAGUUUUAGUUGGCUGUUUGAUAUAAAACUCCACAAGAAGCUGAAACUCGCUUGUUUUACAAAUUGCGUCCUUGUAGAGUUGCUACAGGUUUAUAAACUAUUGGUUAUCCUCACUUAAAUCAGCCCCACUUUGUGUGUCUGCUGACCUGAUGACCUCAGUCUCCGGCUCUUUAGCUGCUCCAUUGUCGCUAACUUGAUGUCUGCUGUGUGUUGCUGGGUAGGAAGUGUUAGCUGAGCGUUUAGCUGAUAGCAGCAGCCCGUUCAAGGGCAUUUUCACACCUGAAAGUCCAGACCAUGGUCCGACCCAAUCUUAACAUUGUUUAGAUUUGAUCCGCUUAGUUUUGGUUUCACAUUAUUAUUGAAGGACAAAAGACUUUAGUGGGACAGAUGUAUGUCCUGUCGUCAUCGCCUACAUUGGCUGGGACUACCUUUACCUUGACGUUGGCAUGUUGUCAGUUAUAAAUUAGUAAAUAGAUGAACCAGUUCGCAUCAUAGUGUUCGUUGGAGCAUUAGUAUUAUUAUGGUAUUACCACCAGCAUUACCAACUCUAGGUGCAGUAUUCACACUAUUUCCAAUGCUGCCAAUGAAAGUUGUAGUCGGUCAAACAUUAUAUUGUUGGAGGUGAAGACUAAAAGCAAUCCUGCGAGCCCCUUACUCUUCUUUUCUUUUUGUAUUGUCUGACACUAUCUCAAUUUGCUGCAAUUGGUGCGAAAGUGCGAACCAUCCAAAAAAGAGCUUUCAUACUGCAAACAAACACUUGAUAUGGACUGAGACCACUGUGGUCCGAUCCUACCUUUGGUCCGUUGGUCUGGACCAUGGUCUGAGGAACCUUUCACACCUGUUGGUUUAGUCUGUGGGUCUGGAUCAAUGUGUGAAACCAUAAAACCAAAACAAUGAGCUGAAAGGUGCUAAAAAUGUUCUGUAGAGUUGAUGGGACACAUGAUAAUUCCCUGUGGGUCCGACAGUGGGGUGUGACCCCCUCACAUUACAGGUAGUCCUCAAAUAAGAACUAAUCAAAUGCAAUUAGUGCAGCUUUAACUCAAACCUAAACAAAAACCAGUGUAAACAGGACGAAACUAACUCGGUGUAGUCGACGUCUAUUACACAAUUGUGAUGUGUGUCUUGCACAGUGCGAACUGAAUGAGUGGCCCUGGGAAAACGGCUCAAAAUGACACGUACGUCACAUCAACAUCUUUACUUGAAUGGUCAUAUUCACGGGGGCUGUUGGUGCAUGUAAACAUAGUCAUCACUGACUGCUGGUUCAGAAAUGUUUACUGUUCCUGAGUAGGUGCCAGUACGCUCUUAUCUCUCCCACGAAUUGUUACUGUUAAAGUUACUCAGUUAUAAACUUAUAACGAGAGUUGCACCAUAGAAAAAGCUAUUUUACAGUACAAAGGAAAAAGGAUGUAUAUUUUCAGACUGCAGAUUUUUUUUUACAGAUGUUGUUAGCCUAAUAUGAGCAUACUGUUUUGCAUAGCGUUAAAAAAAAUGACGUCUUGCUCUCCAAUCCAUGUCCACGUCUACAAAAGAAUUAUGAGCAAGAUAAUAUGAAUCAUGAAAAAAAAAUUGCACUUUAAUUAGUGCAGCAUUAGUUCCACAAUAAAAAAUAAAUAAAAAAAGGUUAUUACUGUGUCUUGACUUCACUGUCAGUACAAAGCAGCACAGCUCCACACGAACACAGCUGAAGACAUCUUCCUGGUCAAAGUGGGACCAGCAUCGGAAAGACAAAAGUCAUCCACCGUCGACACAGAUUUCUCUCCUUGUGUGUUUCAGUGUCUUCUUAUUCAACUCAUCUGUUCAACACGUACAGGAAAACCGUGGCAGAAGGGAGGGAUUCAGUGUGUUUAGGUGCAGGAGUGAACCUGUGGGGUCAAACCACAAGGUGCACAAGGUUCUGUUGCUAAUUUGCUCUGUUGCAAUCUGCGUCUUACUGGAAACAUGGUCCAGUACUGCACUGUCCAGAUGUGGACGUUGCUUUGACGUCUGACGUGUGACGGCUCAUGGUUGACGAUGAUAGCGGCUAAUGUGAAUUGGCUCUUGAGAAUAAAGAUGGUUUUGAGAGAA
Pleuronectes platessa (European plaice) is the source of this 17055-nucleotide messenger RNA. RefSeq names its product thyroid hormone receptor beta (gene thrb). Gene Ontology annotation, molecular function: nuclear receptor activity; RNA polymerase II cis-regulatory region sequence-specific DNA binding; zinc ion binding. Gene Ontology annotation, biological process: retinoic acid receptor signaling pathway; positive regulation of transcription by RNA polymerase II; negative regulation of transcription by RNA polymerase II. The record is from RefSeq and is a predicted model, not a curated record. The transcript has 12 exons. Bases 9420 to 10886 code for a protein of 488 amino acids. Lineage: Eukaryota; Metazoa; Chordata; Actinopteri; Pleuronectiformes; Pleuronectidae.